GUGGAGAAGUUUCGUCUGCCAGAAGUGAACCUUAAAGCCAGGUAACCCUCAAAUUGUUGGAUUUCAUUAUGUCAGCUCAUACACAGGAAUUGGGGUGGAUGAUCUCAGACAAACCAUCAUAAGCAAUACUUUACAGCAGAAAUAUAUGGGUGAAAAAAUUCCUGAAGCUUGGCUUACACUAGAAAAACGUCUGAUUGCUUAUCAUGAGGAGAAAAGAGUAGACAUUCUACCAUUCAAACAACUAGAAACUAUCAGUGCUACAUGUGGUAUAUUUGACAGAGGGGAGUUGAUUCAAGCGGUACAAUUCCUGCAUGAUUUAGGUGCUGUACAGUUUUUUGAUACAGAUUUUCUACGAGACAUGAUUGUGAUUUAUCCACAGUGGAUAGUGGAUGUAAUGGCAUGUUUAGUUACAGUACAUCAAGGUGCAGUCAAGGAUGGUAAAAUGUUGUUGAAGGACAUAAGUAAAGUAUGGGAGGAUUAUCCUAGUGAGCUACACCCUUGGUUACUACGGUUAACAGAAGAGUUUGACCUGACAUGUUCACUACCUGAUGAAGAAGCCAGUAUUGUACCAUGUCUGCUUCCUGAUGGUGAACCACAGUAUGAUUGGCCACAUGCAGAUCCUAGGAAGAAUAUCCGAGAAUCAAUGACUGUAUACAAGUUCCAGUACCUACCAGCUGUCUCUUUUAUCGAGCACAGGUAA
Molecule: messenger RNA, 700 nt
Organism: Ruditapes philippinarum (Manila clam)
Lineage: Eukaryota; Metazoa; Mollusca; Bivalvia; Venerida; Veneridae
Product: probable serine/threonine-protein kinase roco11
Exons: 5
Coding region: 146-700 (184 amino acids)
Source: RefSeq, a predicted model, not a curated record